Messenger RNA from Ictalurus punctatus (channel catfish), 3232 nucleotides. It is a transcript of the gene cpxm2, whose product is annotated as carboxypeptidase X (M14 family), member 2. The coding region runs from base 601 to 2802 and encodes 733 amino acids. The transcript is spliced from 14 exons. NCBI's taxonomy places the organism in Eukaryota, Metazoa, Chordata, Actinopteri, Siluriformes, Ictaluridae. Gene Ontology annotation, molecular function: metallocarboxypeptidase activity; zinc ion binding. Gene Ontology annotation, biological process: proteolysis. The record is from RefSeq and is a predicted model, not a curated record.
UUAACUCCUUCUGUGAAAAUAAAGGAAGGAAGGCUCUGAGGCAGAUGGGUUAGGGUUACAGCCUGGUUUCUCCAAGUCUGUAUGUUUCAUUUCUCUCUCUGUCUAUCUCUUGUCUUACUUUUUUGUUAAAACCUCAUUCCUUUUCUCUCGUCAUCCAUCCCUAAUUGUCUUUUUAUGCCACAUGUCUUCUCUGAGGAGAGCAAAGGUUAGACACUUUUACCUUUCCAACUCUUUCCCAAAAAAAAAAAAAAAAAAAUACCCUUCAGCUUCGACCACCUGCUUUAAAGUGCUUUACUCCGUGCGGUCUCUUCUUACAUUUAUAAUAUCCUUUCUUUCAGUCCCUCCCUCUUUUUCUCUGUCUCUAUGUCUCUCUCUCCCUUUUGCUCUAUCCCUCUCAAGGUCCUCUUGGCUCACUAGUUUUCAUUGAGGAUCUCGAGAAGUCUGAAAACUUUCUCUCUCACUCAGAGAUUUUCGAGAGAGAGAGAGAGAGAGAGAGAGAGAGAGAGAGACAAGAGGAAAGAGGACAGAAAAGAGAGGAAAAAAACAUAAAAGGUGAGAAGAAGGGAAAAGAGGACAGAAAAGGAGAGACAAGGGGAGAAGAUGAUGGUGUCCUUCCUCUCCAUUGUACCAGGACAUCCUACUCUCUUCGCUCUCUCGCUGCUUGGCAUUGUGGGAUUGUUUGCGGAGGUCUCUCGGGGAUUCCCGCGUGAAGAUGAGGAUUAUUACAUGCAGGAGUUCUUGAGCAGGGAGCAUUAUUACCGCGUUCCGGUCCUGGAGGAGAGCGCAGUGGAAGGUCAUGAACUUUCCACACCACCCGUCCACAACAAGCCCAAAACCUCGGGGAAACCAGCUGGAGGAAAGACAAAGUCAGUGAAAUCUUCAAACAAGAAAGCUGACAAGACUGCUAACAGCAUCAGUGAAGCAGACGGACAUUACCGUUCCGAGAGCGUGGGUUGCCCUCCUCUCGGCCUGGAGACUCUGAAAGUCGAUGACUUCCAGCUCCACGCCUCCAGCAUGCAGCGGUACGGUCUGGGAGCUCACCGAGGACGACUCAACAUCCAGGCCGGUCUGUACGAGGACGAUCUGUACGACGGCGCGUGGUGUGCAGGAAGGAACGACCCUCUGCAGUGGUUCGAGGUCGACGCCCGGAGACUCACCAAAUUCACCGGAGUCAUAACACAGGGCAGGAGCUCACACUGGUCGAGUGACUGGGUGACGUUGUACCGAGUUUUGGUCAGCAAUGAUUCACACACAUGGGUCACACUGAAGAACGGCUCUAGAGACCUGCUGUUCAUUGGCAAUAAGGAGAAGGAGAUCCCGGUGCUGAACAAAUUCCGCAGGCCUGUGGUGGCGCGCUACAUCCGGAUCAACCCGCGCUCCUGGCACAAACACGGCAGCAUCUGUAUGAGGGCGGAGAUACUGGGGUGUCCCUUACCAGAUCCUAAUAACUACUACCACCGCCGCAACGAAAUCACCACCACAGACAAGCUGGACUUCAGACACCACAACUACAAGGAGAUGAGGCAGUUAAUGAAGGUGGUGAAUGAGAUGUGCCCGAAUAUAACUCGCAUUUAUAACAUCGGGAAGAGCUACAACGGGCAGAAACUCUACGCUAUAGAGAUAACAGAUCAUCCAGGAGAACAUGAGCUGGGUGAGCCGGAGUUUCGCUACACAGCGGGUUCCCAUGGUAACGAGGUGCUGGGGCGUGAACUCCUCCUCCUGUUAAUGCAGUUCUUAUGCGUGGAGUAUCGCUCCGGUAACCAACGGAUACGACACCUGGUUCACGAGACGCGGAUCCAUCUACUGCCGUCGGUCAACCCAGAUGGAUACGACAAGGCCGCAGAGGCUGGCUCCGAGCUGAGCGGAUGGUCUUUGGGUCGAUGGAGUCAGGAUGGCAUGGACAUCCACCAUAACUUCCCUGACCUGAACAAAAUUCUGUGGGAAGCCGAGUCUCGGAAAUGGGUCCCACGCAAGUUCCACAACCACCACGUACCCAUUCCUGAGUGGUACCUGUCCAAAAACGCCACGGUUGCCGUGGAGACGCGGGCGCUGCUGGGAUGGAUGGACAAGAUCCCUUUCGUCUUAGGGGGCAAUCUUCAAGGCGGCGAGCUGGUAGUGACCUUCCCUUACGACCGGACUCGGCUCUCUGGAGUUUUGAAGGGGGCCACGCCCACUCCAGACGACCCGGUGUUCCGCUGGCUGGCGUUCUCAUACGCCUCCACACACCGGCUGAUGACAGCCCCGAUGCGCAGGGUGUGUCACACACACGACUUCACCAAAGAGGACGGCACCAUCAACGGGGCGUCCUGGCACACGGCCGCAGGAAGUAUGAAUGAUUUCAGCUACCUCCACACCAACUGCUUCGAGCUGUCCAUGUACGUGGGCUGUGACAAGUUUCCUCACGAGAGCGAGCUGCCCGAGGAGUGGGAGAACAACCGCGAGUCUCUGCUCGUGUUUAUGGAGCAGGUUCAUCGGGGUAUUAAGGGCGUGGUGAGGGACCUGCAGGGGAAAGGCGUCGCCAAUGCCAUAGUCAGUGUGGAGGGCAUCAACCACGACGUCCGCACUGCCGCUGAUGGGGAUUACUGGCGUCUGCUGAACCCGGGCGAGUACAGCGUGACGGUGCGAGCAGAAGGCUACAGCCUCGCCCGUAAAGCGUGCGAAGUCGGCUACGACAUGGGGGCCACGCAGUGCGACUUCAAGCUCGCUCGCUCCAACCUGUCACGCAUCAAAGAAAUCAUGGCCAAGUUCAACAAGCAGCCGAUCAACAUGAGACGACCUCAACAGAGACGCCCGGGGACAUAGAGGACGCUGCGGGAAGGACCGGAAGGGAAACCGGGCGCGUGAUGGACAUUCUGGACUGAUUUAGACUGUCUGAUGGUGUAAAAUUAAAAUAAAAAAGAUAUCAUGUAAUCAGAUAGAGAACCGGGUGAAGGACAGAGGAUACGCACGAGCUCGGUUCUGUAGAAAAGAGAGCUUUGUUCAUUUAAGGCUGUAAACGCGACAGAACGAGCAAAGCAUCCAUUUUAUAUUGGCGUAAGUGUUCGAUUCAGAAUUAAUAUAAUGACAGAGUGCAUGAGCAGAGAUAUUACAGAAUUAUAAACUCCAAAACUGGCAUGGAAAUAAAACUCAGUUUAAAGCAUGUUUUUCUGCGUUUAUUAUCAUUCACUGAUGUGGAGCAGUACGGUAAACUAAAUAAGAAUAAACCAUCCUGAAGUGGAUUAUUUUCCUAUAA